AUGGGGAAGGGAGACACGGAGGCGGCCCCAACCACCACGGCCUAUCGCUCCGUCAUGGAAGAGUACGGUUACGAGGUGGGCAAGAUCAUUGGCAACGGCUCCUAUGGGACAGUGUAUGAGGCUUACUACACAAAACAGAAGGUCAUGGUGGCGGUCAAGAUCAUCUCAAAGAAGAAGGCCUCUGAGGACUAUCUUAACAAGUUCCUACCCCGUGAGAUACAGGUAAUGAAGAACCUGAGGCAUAAGCACCUCAUCAACUUCUAUCAGGCUAUAGAGACCACAUCCCGAGUGUACAUCAUCCUGGAGCUGGCUCAAGGUGGUGAUGUCCUUGAAUGGAUCCAGCACUAUGGGGCCUGCUCUGAGAACCUUGCUGGCAAGUGGUUCUCCCAGCUGACCUUGGGCAUUGCCUAUCUGCACAGCAAGGCCAUCGUGCAUAGCCUGACCCCCAGCCUUUCUGCCGCUGGUAGGGACUUAAAGUUGGAGAACCUGUUGCUGGAUAAGCGGGAGAACGUGAAGAUAUCGGACUUUGGCUUCGCCAAGAUGGUGCCUAGUAACCAGUCUGUGCGUAUUAGCCCUUCUUACGGCCAAAUGAACUGCUUUGCCCACCUCAGCCAGACCUACUGUGGGAGCUUUGCCUAUGCCUGCCCAGAGAUCUUGCUAGGCUUGCCCUACAAUCCUUUCCUGUCUGACACCUGGAGCAUGGGUGUCAUCCUCUACACGCUAGUGGUUGCCCGUCUGCCCUUUGAUGACACCAAUCUGAAGAAGCUGCUGAAAGAGACUCAGAAGGAGGUCACUUUUCCAUCCAACUGCAACAUCUCCCAGGAGUGCAAGAACCUGGUCCUCCAGAUGCUAAGCCAAGCCAACAAGCGUGCCACCGUCCUGGACAUCAUCAAGAACCCCUGGGUAAUCAAGUUCCAGCCUGAGCAACCCACCAAUGAGAUCCAGCUUCUUGAGGCCAUGUGCCAGCUCCCCAACUUUACUAUUCAGCAAGCCAAAUAAGUCAAUACCUGAAAGUGGCUGAGGGGGAGCUUGAAGAGGAGCAAAGGAGGGCAUGGGGCUAACAUUUUUUUAUACCAAAAUAAACCUAAUUCUGAUUUAGUUUCAUCAGUUGGGGGUCAAAGAUUCUUUCUUCUGGGAAACCUUAGCAGCUGAGGGCAAUAAAGAUUUAUAACCUGCCUCUAACCACUA
Messenger RNA from Condylura cristata (star-nosed mole), 1188 nucleotides. It is a transcript of the gene TSSK4, whose product is annotated as testis-specific serine kinase 4. Gene Ontology annotation, biological process: intracellular signal transduction; protein phosphorylation; microtubule cytoskeleton organization. Gene Ontology annotation, molecular function: protein serine/threonine kinase activity; tau-protein kinase activity; ATP binding. The record is from RefSeq and is a predicted model, not a curated record. Gene Ontology annotation, cellular component: cytoplasm. The transcript has 4 exons. Lineage: Eukaryota; Metazoa; Chordata; Mammalia; Eulipotyphla; Talpidae. Bases 1 to 999 code for a protein of 332 amino acids.